Molecule: messenger RNA, 2087 nt
Organism: Closterium sp. NIES-67
Lineage: Eukaryota; Viridiplantae; Streptophyta; Zygnematophyceae; Desmidiales; Closteriaceae
Source: the annotation of a GenBank genome assembly
ACCCCUAGCCUGCGGGUCCACUUGUGUCCCGUCGCAUUCCAACUGGUUCAUCCUCCUACCCACCCGCCACGCUCCCACGCACUCCACGCUCCUCCACUUCCGCUCGUUUCGCGCCGUUCUGCACCAUUCUGCUACGUCACCAGCAAGCUGCUUGCGCAGGUGUUAGUGAUUUCGGUUUGAGCCUUCUCGAAUCGAAGCUGCCAGCUCCCACACCUCUCCUCCCAUGCAUCGCGUGCGCCACUCGCGCUCGUCUCGUCUGCUGCGCCUCGUCGCCCUGCGCCAUGCCACCCCCCGCCUAGCCCGCCGGAGCGCCAGAUCAGGCCCGCCGCGACUGGCGGAGAUUGGACGGCGCUCGCACGGGAGAAUCUGCCGACGGGCCGGGAAAAGGUGUUUUCUGGCCGGCAGGUAGCUUCCACCGGCCGUUAGACAGAGCGUACCGAUCGGCUCACGACGGCCGCCACCAGUUCGUGAUAAGAUCCGAGCCGUUAAGUUCGAGCCGCAGCAGAGUUGGGGUCAGAUCCGAGCCGUUAGUUCGAGCCGCAGCAGAGUUGGGGUCAGAUCCGAGCCGUCGAUCUCUUCCAGGACUGCAUUCGUCGAUUUUUUCAAACGAGAUGUCUCUUAUAGGGUCGCGCGAUCUGGAUCGGCAUGUUCCGCCAGCUGUCAUACAGUCAGCCGUUGUGAUCUCCACGUAGGACGUUUCGCCGACGCACAGCCGGAGAUCCGUGGCCAGGCUGUCAGACAGCCAGGCGUUGUCACGCUGCCCGCCACGUCAUCAUCACCCGCCCAUCUGUACCGCUCUGCACCGCGUCAACCUCCUCUCCCUGGGCUCUCCUUCCCGCGCCUGUCGCCGCUCGUCCUCGAGCACCCACGUCCCUUCAGCACCAAGAUCGGCGGCAAUGACGGCGGCAGUGGCGGCGGUGGUAGCGGCGGCAACGGUGGUCGGCCAAUCAGGGAUGGUGCACAGACAGGGUCAGACGCAGGAUCGGACACGGAUUCGGACUCUGGCUCGGAUUUAGGCUCGGAUUUAGGUUCGGACGACGUGUCGGUGGGCGUGCUGGAGGGGGUGGUGGAGGAGGCGCGGCGGGCGUACGGUGAGAGGCACGAGCUGGUGGCGGGACUCAGGCUGCGGCUGGCGCAGGCGUACCUGGCGCAGGGCAGGGACGCGGGGGAGGUGCUACCUGUGGUGGAAAAGGCGUGGGAGGUGUUCAACGAUGUUGCCAUCGAGGGGGACCCAGUGCGAGCCAUGUGCCUUCAUCUCAUGGCCGCAUGCCAUGCAAGGCUCGGCGACCCAGAGGAGUGCCUCUCGCUCCUUGUACAGUGUGAGGCGGCGUUGGAAGCAGCCAAGAAGCUUCAGAGCCUUGCACGGGAGCAAGAACGGACUGGAAGGGCACAGGAGAUGGGGCCAGGGGGAGGGGCGAGUGGAGGUUUGGAGAGUGGAGGAUUGGAGAGUGGAAGAAAAGAGAAUGGGAGAAAAGAGGGUGUUGAUGGGGGAGAGGAGGAGGAAGCAGCAGCAAUAGCGGCACAAGGGGCGGCAGAUGCGAUUCAUAUGGUGGGGUUUGCCAUGCACAUGCUCAGAGCUGACGUCAGCAGUGCCACGGGGGACAUGGAAUCUGCAAUGAGGGCAUACAGGACCGCUCUACAGCUGCAGGAGGAGGCACUGGGUGCAGACGACCCACGAGUAGCAGACGCAUUGCAGCACGUGGGGGAGGAGUGUGCGCGGCACAUGCAGCUAGACGACGCCCAUGACAUGGCGACAAGAGCCCUGCAGCUGCAUGAGGCGCACAGGAGGAAGGUGGAGGAGAGGAUGGGAGGGGAGGAGGGGAGUGGGGGGAGGGGAGAGGUGGGGAGGGGAGAGGUGGGGGAGGGGAGAGUGGGGAGAGAGGAGGGAUGGAAGGGGAGGAGUUAAGGGAGAGAGUGAGGGAGGAGUUGGAGGGGAGGGGGAGGGAGGAGGUGAGGAGGGAAUAUGAGGAGGCUGUUAUGAAGGAGGUGGCAGACCACCGACUCCUAGCAGCAGUGUAUGCGGGUCGGGGCGACGCCUCUCCGGCCGUCCACCACCUGUCAGCAGCAGCCGCCCUUCUCUCUUCCCU